Messenger RNA from Closterium sp. NIES-67, 1770 nucleotides. NCBI's taxonomy places the organism in Eukaryota, Viridiplantae, Streptophyta, Zygnematophyceae, Desmidiales, Closteriaceae. The record is from the annotation of a GenBank genome assembly.
AACAAGACUUGCUGCUAGCACCUGGAACUUAUUCGUAGGGUGCGUAUUGUUAUCGCCGCAAAGAGCAAUUUCUGCGCUAGACUACCGAGCCCGACGAGGAGUGCUGAGUCAGAACGACUGUCUGAUCUCCGCUAAAAGACAUCUCCCUCUCCAUACGCUUGACUCGCUGUAACUUCUGAAUUUCGUUAUCACUCGCACCGGUUUCGCUACAAUCACAGAUGGCGACCGCUAUAAGCCAGAGCCUGGCCGUACAGGCCAUUCAAGCAGUCCCCGCGCGAUUUUCUCGCAGCGCGUCGUCUAGACUCGAAAAACCGUCCGUCGCCAACCACGCCCGCAUCCAACGCCGCCUUCGCCGCUUGCCCAUCCUCCACGCGUCGCACGAAACCAGCAGCAGCGCGCCGAGCGGCGACGUCGGCGCUACAGCCGUGGAGCUUCUGGAGCCGGAGCACGAGGCGCAGCUCGCUGAGGUGGCGCGUCUGCUCUCCGUCUCCACGUCAGCCUCCGCGAAUGGCGGCGCCGCGAGCGGCGGCGCGGCGGACGUGCAGCUCGGCGAGGCCGCGGCGGGGGAGCUCGUCCGGCAGCUCGACCACGCGGGGCGUGCGGCGCUGCUGACGGCGCUUUUCCCGGGAUCGACGGACAAGCACGACGCGGCGUUGGAGUUCCAGGCGGCGGACGUGAACCAUGACGGCGUGCUCGACUCGCACGAGUUCGCCACGUACGUCGAGGCGCAGAACGCCAAGAUGGAGGCCGCGGACCGCCCGCUCAACGUGCACCAGCUGGGGUUACUCGCUACGCGCUCCGCUAUAGGAAACAUAGGGUUCGGCGUGACAGACAACACCAUCAUGAUCAUCGCUGGUGACAUCAUCGAGGGCACUCUGGGCGCUGCGUUCGGCAUUUCCACUCUCAUGGCGGCGGGUCUGGGCAACGCAGUAUCCGACAUAAUCGGCACGAUUUUCCGCGAGUACAUCGAGGGCGCUACAGGACACUUCCUGCCGGACGUCAACUUCUCCUCCAAGCAGCUCGCAGAUUCUCGAGCGCGGUGGGCGGAGACGGGCGGCGCAACUGUCGGCGUCACCAUAGGGUGUCUCCUUGGGCUGGCGCCCCUGCUGGUGCUAAAGCAGAGAGCGUGCCAUGGGGGGAGUGACGGAGGGGACGCUGCUGCUGCUGCUGGUGUGCCCGUGCCUGUGGCUACUGUGGCACAGGUGGAAUGUGGGGAAGGGUUUACUGCCGCAGCCACUUCUGCUGGUGCUGCUGAUGAGGCUAGUGAAGCAAGAAUGGGUGAUGUAUGUUCAACAGCUGGUGCUACAGCUGGUGCUACAGCUGGCAGUGUGCCUGGUGCUGCGUUCACCCGCGGCGUGACGGCCCAUGCGUCCAUCAGUGCGGCGCAGUGGAUGGGGCCGUCCCCUAUCUUCCGCCCGCUGCCCCUCGCAGGGCCCAUGGGGGAGAGGGGAGGGCUGGGAGUGGCGCUGGUGCUGGCGCUGUCUGCACUCAAUGUGGCACGGCGAGUGAGGGGGGUGUUCAUGAGGAGAGGGGGGGAGAGAAGGGGGGAUGGGGAGAGGAAGGGUGUGGAAGAGAGCCAAUGAUGACAGAAGUGUGUUUCAUUCUAUAAGAUGCAGAGACUAAGUAGGACUGUUGUUGGGAGGGGACAGGUUCCACCAUCAGUCACACUCAUGGCAAGGUUGUUUUGGAGCUUUUUUUUUUCAAAUUUAUAGGAUUUGAGGUACACUUGUUAAUUCACUAUAAUGCUUUGAAGUUCGGGAUAUGAUAAAA